CGCUAUUUCGUUUUUUGUGACGUACUCAGAUGGUUUGCUGCAUCACAUUCAGUACAUGCCGGUGGAGGACAUGGCAGGCAGCGAUGAUAACAGGGGCAUUUCAGAACCUCAUAUUGCACGCACAAAACAACCGGCAUGUGAGGUAAAUGGACCGCCUGCAGACACGGACGUGGCAUGUGCUGCAUACAGACCAGCUGAAGACACGGAUGCGGGAUGUGUUGUUGUGGACAAGAGCAGACCACCAAGCGGCACGAUAGACAGCGAUCGUAGCUGGGAGAUUGGACGAGGAAUGAAGCGGAAGGCCACAAGCAGAAGAGACAAUGGGGGAACACCGACACUAGCACAGAGGGGGAGGGGAGGAAAUGGGAAGGGGGGAAGAACACCAAUGGCACAUAGACGAGGGAGAGGACGGGGGAGGGGGCCGGGAGGAGCAGCAAUGGAUGGCCCGGGGGAAACACGAGGGAAAAUUGGUGGAAGGGAAGGGGUUCAGAGGCGCAAUCGUCGACCUGGAGAGACUGCUGUGGCAGAAAUGCGGCGGUUGCAACACAGCACAGACCUUUGCAUCGCUUACAGACCAUUUGUAAGGCUAGUGAAGGAGAUUGUGCAGAAAGAAGAAGUUGCAACAAAUCCAAUGCGGUUCCAGAUGCUUGUAAUUCGUGCACUUCUCGAGGCAGCCGAAGCUUAUCUCGUGCAUUUGAUGGAGAGCUCGAACGAGGUUGCAAUCCAUUCGAAGCGGGUGACGAUCUUUCCAAAGGAUAUGAGACUUACGGACUCAGAAAAAAAUAGAAAAAUGACGGCAAUGACGGCGGAACAAGUGGAGAGAGCUGAGAGAGAGGUGAUGAAGUACGUGACAGAGGGAAUCCACUAUGACAAUGAGGACGAGUUGAGACUAUUACGCGAAAGAGCACCGGCAUACUUCAAUGUCACCUUGGAUAUCCAAAGGUCAAUAGCAGCAAACGGAGAGAAAUCAACGAGAGCGCAGCAGUUGCUGCAUCGCUUACAACAAAGUGCGUACGUGGCUAAAGACGAGACGUUGGCAUGUUGCUCUGCGUACACCAUUCAGCGAGUUGUGGAAUGGAUGUGUGAUGACGAAGACAUCGACAAGAGUAAGAGAGAGGGAGGUGGUUUUUACGACAGAUCAGCGUUCAAGAAGGUUUUCACAUCUCGGGCGAAGGAAGCUCGAAUGUUGAAGACAGAAGCGCAUGACAUAUUGAAGAGUAAUGCAUCGAAGAUAUUGACACUCAGCAGGAAGAACGAGCUACCUCAAACAGACCCUGUUGACUACCAUGAUUUGGCAACAGUGGUGGUGGACGAUGUCGAGUACGUCUUGCUCGAUCAAAUUAUGGAUUUCAUGUUGAAGACAGAAAAUGAUACAAAUUUGAUUCACGAGGCCUUACACGAGGUGACAGAGGACACAAUAGCAGCGGCAAAGCUUGCUGAUGUCGAGAGCACAAAGGAUGAAAAUCAACUAGUGUCGGGGACUCCAAUAUGUCAGGGGGACAUAUCCACAGUCCUGGAAGACCUCACCAGGGCAUCAACGGAAGCGGAGAGAAUGAGCAAAAGAAUGCAAGGAUGACAAUUGGUUGUUGCGGAAGCAAUCAAUGCGACACACCAUA
Chara braunii is the source of this 1616-nucleotide messenger RNA. NCBI's taxonomy places the organism in Eukaryota, Viridiplantae, Streptophyta, Charophyceae, Charales, Characeae. The record is from the annotation of a GenBank genome assembly.